CCAUGAGAUGCCCCCUCGGUUUCUCGUAGGAGCGGGGGAGCGAGCCCCUUGUCCCUUUCCCGUCUCCCACCUCUCGCUGCCACCACUGCAACUGCCGCCGCAGCGGCCGAGAAAUGGCCCUGAAACCCUAGAGAAAGGAAAGAAGAGGAAGGGGAGAAGGAGCACGUGACGGGUGCCUAGAGGUGCAAAUGCCUGUGCGAUGGUGCUGCGCCUGGGGUGCCUAGAGAAAGCAAUUGCAGGUUUGAGAAGAAUAAAUUUGGAUGGAUUGCGAUGGCGUGUAUUUGAUGCGAAGGGUCAGGUCCUUGGACGGUUGGCAUCCCAAAUUGCUGUUGUGCUUCAAGGCAAGGAUAAGCCAACCUAUGCACCACAUGUAGAAAAUGGAGACAUGUGCAUUGUACGUAAUGCAAAGGAUAUCAGUGUUACAGGAAGGAAAAUGACAGAUAAGAUCUACUACUGGCAUACAGGGUAUAUUGGCCAUCUUAAGGAAAGAAGGCUCAAGGACCAGAUGGAGAAAGACCCAACUGAAGUGAUCCGCAAAGCUGUCCUGCGCAUGCUUCCCCGCAACAGAUUGCGUGAUGACAGGGAUCGCAAACUGAGGAUAUUUUCUGGAAAUGAGCAUCCAUUCCAUGAUCGCCCUCUUGAGCCAUUUGUGAUGCCACCACGGCAAAUACGUGAGAUGCGACCCCGCGCAAGGCGUGCACUGAUUAGGGCCCAGAAGAAAGAGCAGGCAAUCAGAGCCAAGGAGGAAGAAGGUGCAAAGAAUGCUGAGAUAACUGCAUAGGCACAUUCUGAUGUGUGGAUAUGCACAUUGCAAAUCUUCCAGAUAUUGUUUUUGGAGCAUCCUUGCUUUCUUGGACAUGUAGUCUGUUGAGUGCAAUGGGAACAUGCAAGACUUAUUCUGUAUCCUUAUGUAUUUUAUGAGUGAAAUAAAAUCGUUUUCACCUUUGUUCAACUUA
Molecule: messenger RNA, 956 nt
Organism: Panicum virgatum (switchgrass)
Lineage: Eukaryota; Viridiplantae; Streptophyta; Magnoliopsida; Poales; Poaceae
Product: 50S ribosomal protein L13-like
Exons: 6
Coding region: 200-781 (193 amino acids)
Biological process (GO): negative regulation of translation; translation
Cellular component (GO): ribosome; mitochondrial large ribosomal subunit
Molecular function (GO): mRNA binding; structural constituent of ribosome
Source: RefSeq, a predicted model, not a curated record